GAGCAUAUAUGACAUGUCUGUCGUAAUGUAAACGUCAAUAAAGUUGGAUGUAAUUUAAACAGAAUCUCAAGUUGUUCUAGUUUAGUUUCAGGUUGGUAGUGACCGGACAGACCUAUGAUUAAAGAUAGGUUGUUUGCAGAUAUGACAGGAAUUUGAUACAAAUAUCAAACAAAAGGAAGAACUGUAUCGAUAAAUACCGAAGGAAAAAAAAAUGGAAAGAACAAUCACAACCAUAUUUAACAGAAAUAUAAUCCCAGGGGAGAGAUGUAUCAGAAUGUCUCGGCUGAAAUACAUCAAGAACCAAAAAUUGCCGACUAAAGAAAUGCUCUCCGUCUUCGCAUUCAUUGGUGCACGCGCGCCACUUGACUUUUCUUUCAGACAACUGGAGAACCUCGACAGUUUAUUUUCAAAAGAAACCAGAGAUGAUGAAACUUCAAAGAUGCAUACAUCUGAAGAUAUCUUAUUCGGGAAAUCGUCAGAGCAGACCAAUUUGAGCAAACCGGAAGAGGAGCCCAAAACGUCUAGUAAAAAGUCAUUGAGCCAGAGUCUUCGACUGAAUAACAAUUCUCUUAACAACAUCGAAAGCUUGCCUGCCAUGGUUCAUGCAUAUUUCCAAUAUUCCAGUGAUCUUGCCUGGCUAGAUCUGUCAUUUAACCAUAUGAAGACCAUCAGCCCUCAGUUGUGCAAGUUCCCAAACCUUCAGAUAUUAUACAUGCAUGGGAACGCGAUAACUAACAUGAACGACAUUGGCAAUUUAGUUCCACUAACGAAGUUGACCAAGCUCACUUUACACGGAAAUCCAAUAGAGCAGAUACCAAACUAUAGAAUCACCGUUAUAUCUCGUCUUGUGACCCUCAGAGAAUUCGACUUCAGUUGUGUCUCUCUUUGGGAGAGAGAGGCGGGAGAAAGAAUGCAAAACGAAAUAAAAAAGACGAAAAAGCCAAGAAAAAAGACACAGUAAAUUCCCACGUUCUUGUAUUCGAGAUGGGAAUUCUUGAGUUCACACCCACAUGCGCAACACAGAUGCAUAUACAAGCACGCGAGUACACAAUCACAGUUAACGAACAUUCAGUAAUACAUAAUCAGACACAGGCACAAACACAGUUCC
Molecule: messenger RNA, 1108 nt
Organism: Octopus sinensis (East Asian common octopus)
Lineage: Eukaryota; Metazoa; Mollusca; Cephalopoda; Octopoda; Octopodidae
Product: leucine-rich repeat-containing protein 51-like
Exons: 2
Coding region: 212-961 (249 amino acids)
Molecular function (GO): protein binding
Source: RefSeq, a predicted model, not a curated record